AUGGGUAUCAAGAUGGCUGAAUGUGAACCUCCUCCAGUCCCCGGCUUCUCCUACUCGAUAUCCGAUUACUCGUCAACAACUCUAUCGCCCACCCUCACCUCCACAGACUCCCUCGAAACAACCUUCCUCCCCUACUGGGCCCGCUACGAAACAAAGUGCGCCCAAAACCUCCUAGACUCCUCCGACGAGCCGAUCGAAUACGACCACGACGACGAGGACUACAGCGACAACUGCUUCUUCUUCCCAGAAGACUGCUCCUGGACACCAUCAAGAGACAGCGCGGACACACAGUGCAUAACGCAGGAAUCUCCAAUGCAGACAGAGCAAGAACAACACACACACCCAUCACCCCAGAACAAUACCAACAUGAUCCCCGGGCUCCCAGACAUCAAGAUGCUCGACGCCGAGGCGCUCAGCGACCUCCUAGAAGACAACCUCUCCCCACCAGAAAUCACAACAAUAAUGUAUUGUCUUCGCAACAAACGGCGCCCUCUUCGCCCACGGCUCCCCCUCUCCUCCCGCCAACUCCGCAACCUAAGCGCAACCUACGGCGCAGCCUACACAUGCUACGCAAAAACCGCCUCAAGCGGUAACCUCACAGGCGUCAACCCAGCCAGCCAUCCCUCCUCCUACGUAACCGCCAAAUCCAUCUCCCUAGGCGACGUCGGCUCCAUCGUCUUCGAGCUAGACGACUCCGUCGCAGUCGUCACCCGCAUCGCAGAUAAAGUCCUCGUCGCAGCCGUCGGUCCAUCGAAACUCGACGCAGCGGAGCAAAAUGGUUCAAACGCCGACUAUAUCACAGCUGAUACUGGUGUCGAGGCAGGGAAUGGGACCGCGACGCCGGACGGCGAAUCGCGGGCUGUGGCUGUCGCGUCGACAUCCCCUGGGGAGGGCUCUAUGAUUGAUUCGCAGGAGGUCGAUAGGAGUGUAGAUCUGGCCAGGCUUGCUGGUUUGAAUCUCUCGGCUGAACCGGCGGUUUUGUUGGCGUUGGAGUCGAAGUGUGCGGCGUUGGCGCGCUUUCUUGGGGAGAAGUUGCAUGAUUUGGAGAGUCCGGAGGAUUUUUGA
Molecule: messenger RNA, 1065 nt
Organism: Penicillium bovifimosum
Lineage: Eukaryota; Fungi; Ascomycota; Eurotiomycetes; Eurotiales; Aspergillaceae
Exons: 2
Coding region: 1-1065 (354 amino acids)
Source: RefSeq, a predicted model, not a curated record